Echinostoma caproni is the source of this 1548-nucleotide messenger RNA. The record is from the annotation of a GenBank genome assembly. NCBI's taxonomy places the organism in Eukaryota, Metazoa, Platyhelminthes, Trematoda, Plagiorchiida, Echinostomatidae.
AUGUCACGAUUAGUAGACUUGACGGAUCUCAAGGAGAGUUAUCAAAACGAGUUUUUACAGUAUAUUGACUCGUUUCCCUCUCCGAAGGAACAUGGAGUGUCUAAUUCAUUUCUUCUGGAGAACACCGCGGAUGCAUUAACUCCACCUGAUUGUAAAUCGGUGGUUUUCAUACUCACUCCCAAUGUCGCGGUAAUUGAUUCCACUCAGGCGUUCGUUUGCAGGCAACAAGAAGCGUAUCAAUUAGUACAAGGUUUGAUGAGGUUUCAAUCGUUAUACGGAUUGUUCCCGGUUCUACGAGCAAAGGGUGACAAAGCGAAGGAAGUUGCCAAAAUGUUGUUACGGAUGCGACAGGAAGCUGAUAUGUCCAAGUCCUGUGUCACUCCGUUUGCCGAGUUGGAACCCCAGACAGACAUGCUGAUAUUACUCGAUCGUUCUGUGGACCCACUGACUCCUUUGCUAAGUCAGCUCACGUACGAAGGGCUUAUCAGUGAGAAAUGGGGCAUUCAGUACGGUGUAUGCCGUUUUGAUGGAGAGGUUGGUCUAAGUCCCAAGAUUUCCAAACGACUGCCCUUGACCUCGAAAGAUGAGGUUUUCAACGAACUACGUGACCAGAGCUUCGUUUCGGUGGGAAGCACUUUGGGUCGUCGUAGUAAAGAAAUAUCCGCACGUAUUCAUGUCUUACGUUUAAUUUGUUUGCAAUCUUUCUGCAAUGGAGGUCUGAAGCAACGUCUUUUGGAGUAUUACAAACGUGAGGUUCUCCAGGUGUACGGAUUUGAACACAUGUUUACGUUGGACAAUCUGGACCGCGUUGGUCUAUUGUACGACAGCUCCACUAUCAGUUCUUCUGAGGGUUCCGUCCCGCGCGUUUCACUCGCACCAAGCUCGGUGAGCAAACAGAAUUCAAUCGUUACUCGAAGAACAGUGACUGCCGUGAGCAGUAUGUUUGGUCGGACAUUGAGACGAAGUCUACGUCUCGUGAUCCCGCCAUCCACAACUUCGGAUCCGUCCGACACGGAACAGCAAUUAGCACAGAUCUACUCCAGCUAUAUCCCGCUGUCUGUUCGGUUGAUUCAAGCCAUGGUUGUUGGGUGGCCACCGAAACUCCCGGGCGGGAUUGCCGGACAAAUCUCGACCGCCAAUUCAAUUCCUACAGCCAUAGCAUUGGGGAAGCGCUUGGUUUCUAAACUCAGCACUGCUACUACUAAUGGAGGUGGUGGCCCGGUCCGUGGUCAGUCUCCAGCCCCAGGAAUUCCAAUCGCUACCUCUGUGGGCGGCCCUGGUUCAUCACAGGAUGGGGGAAACUUUGUUCUCAGUCUCAUGCCUGGUGUACACUUUGAAGAAACGCAAUUUUCCGGUGAAUAUGUGGAAUUUAACAAAAACAAAACAUCCAUGGACAAACGGAACAACAAAAUGCAAGUGAUUGUCGUGACUUUUAUCGGUGGAGUGACCCAUGCGGAAAUUUCCGUGCUACGUAAAUUGGCUGCGAUCUACGCCACCGCUCGAGAGGAUCCAUUGAAGACUGCCGCUCCUACUGGUCAACACCCGUAG